Messenger RNA from Punctularia strigosozonata HHB-11173 SS5, 1863 nucleotides. RefSeq names its product vitamin B6 biosynthesis protein. Gene Ontology annotation, molecular function: amine-lyase activity. The record is from RefSeq and is a predicted model, not a curated record. The transcript is spliced from 12 exons. Lineage: Eukaryota; Fungi; Basidiomycota; Agaricomycetes; Corticiales; Punctulariaceae. The coding region runs from base 91 to 1098 and encodes 335 amino acids. Gene Ontology annotation, biological process: pyridoxal 5'-phosphate biosynthetic process; amino acid metabolic process; pyridoxine biosynthetic process.
CUGGACGCGGGUGGGCCGUGUGGUUUCCCCAUCUUCUCGCUUGCCGCUCUCAGCUUGGUCUUUCGCGCCCUCGGACGGUACCAUUCAAAGAUGAGCAACACCCCGGUCGCAUCCCCCGUGCCGACGCCGUCGGUGCCCCACGGCGUGGGCCACGUCCCGUCGCACUCCGUCGCGCCGUCGCGAUCCGCGACGACCGCGCCCGGAGCGAACAGCAGCGCCGCCAUCGGAUCCUACGGCGUCAAAUCGGGCCUGGCGCAGAUGCUGAAAGGCGGUGUGAUCAUGGACGUGACGACUCCGGAGCAGGCGCGCAUAGCAGAAGAAGCGGGCGCGUGUGCCGUCAUGGCGCUCGAGCGCGUCCCGGCGGACAUCCGCGCUGAAGGUGGCGUCGCGCGUAUGAGCGACCCGGCUAUGAUCAAGAAGAUCGUCGAGGCGGUGACGAUCCCCGUCAUGGCUAAGGUCCGGAUCGGGCACAUCGUCGAGGCACAGAUCUUGCAAGCCAUCGGCGUAGACUACAUCGACGAGUCGGAGGUGCUCACGCCCGCGGAUGACCAGCACCACAUCAACAAGCAGGCGUUCAAGGUGCCGUUCGUGUGUGGUUGCCGCAACCUGGGCGAGGCGCUGCGCCGCAUCUCGGAGGGCGCCACCAUGAUCCGCACCAAGGGCGAGGCCGGCACGGGCAACGUCGUCGAGGCCGUGCGCCACCAGCGCGCGGUCAGCGCCGACAUCCGUCGCGCGGCGAGCAUGAACGAAGAAGAGCUGUACGCGUUCGCGAAGGACCUCCAGGCGCCGUUCCACCUCCUCAAGGAGACCGCCCGGCUGAAGCGCCUCCCCGUCGUCAACUUCGCGGCGGGCGGUAUCGCGACCCCAGCCGACGCUGCUCUCAUGAUGCAACUGGGAUGUGAUGGAGUGUUCGUGGGCUCUGGCAUAUUCCACUCCGGAGAUCCCGCGAAGCGCGCCCGCGCGAUCGUCCAAGCCGUGACGCACUACAAUAACCCGAAGCUGCUCGCGGAGGUUUCGGAGGAUCUGGGUCCCGCAAUGGUCGGUCUGACGAUUUCCGACGAUAUCAAGGGCGGAAAGAUGGCUGGCCGCGGCUGGUAAAAGCAGUUCGGCUCGUGCGUUUCGAGCGUUUCGAGCGUCGCCGCGUUACUUCAUGCUCCGUAUACGGCUCGAGGGCGCUAUACCGGUGCAUGAUUCGUUCCGACCGGCGGGCAUCGUUCAUUCAUCGCGAGGCUGGUCUGCAGAUACAUAGACAGAAGCAAAAUCAUAAAUGUUGUAUUUUUGGCGGGAAUUUCGGCGAGACGGUGACGUCAUUACUCGGUACACCCGCGCUUGAGCUUGGACGAACGCUACCAUUACCCUCCGUUAUUCACCCCUUGCACGCGACCAACUCUAUCUAUCAUGGCGGCUCUUUUCCAGAAGACCACAUCCAGUGCGAAAGCGAGAGGUCGCACCGCAGACGACGACCUGACCGAUUUCAUAUCUGUAACUUGCCCGCACUUCCGCCCCGAAUUGAGAACUCAGGAGCUGAGAAAACUUCCCAUUCAGCGCGACCCGAACGCGAAAUACACAUUCGACAGCGAGCGCGGUGCUCCCGAGUCCGAGAUAUGCCGCAACGUCGAUGGGAAGGACGAUUGCAUAAAGGUGAGCACUCCACUCCCAUGACCCGGCGACCAUCGCGCGCAUAGCUUGACCGGUAACCCUGACCAACCGUCACUGCCGUGUUAGAUCCGAAUGUACUCCACGCAACUCUUCGAAGCCAUGCAGGUCCGUACUAUAUCAGCUGCCAUGGCUUCCUCGUUCCCGUAUGCUCAUACGCUGCUGCGCUUCUAGGCGAGAGGUUUCUACUGUGCGCUUCCCAUGGAU